Rubroshorea leprosula is the source of this 2631-nucleotide messenger RNA. Lineage: Eukaryota; Viridiplantae; Streptophyta; Magnoliopsida; Malvales; Dipterocarpaceae. The record is from the annotation of a GenBank genome assembly.
CUCCUCCGCUGGCACCUUCGCUGCGUGGACUGAGAACUGACUGAAAUUGAUAAUCUGCGGCGGUGACCGUCCUGACUCACCGGAUUCCAAAGAUGGAUCGUCUCGGACUCAGAUCUACCUUCGUCGUCUUCUUUCUCUUACUCUUCCUAGCGACAGGUUCACUCGGAGCUCGUAAGACACGAAACUCAUCGGUGUUUUCUUUGUUUAACCUUAAAGAGAAGAGCAGGUUUUGGAGUGAGGCUGUUAUACGUGCUGAUUUUGAAGAUUUGAAAUCUUCGAGCCCGGGUAAAGCAAGUGCUCUCAACUACACCAAGGCAGGAAAUAUUGCAAGUUACCUAAGCCUUAUGGGAGUAGACUCUAUGUACAUUCCAGUACCUGUCAACUUUAUUUUUAUCGGAUUUGAAGGGAAAGGGAACCAAGAUUUCAAGCUUCAUCCAGAAGAACUUGAGCGUUGGUUCACGAAAAUGGACCACAUCUUUGAACACACACGUGUUCCUCUGAUUGGGGAAGUUCUCACCCCAUUUUAUAAAAUUAGCAUAGAUAAAAUGCAACAUCACCACCUUCCCGUUGUUAGUCACAUCAAUUACAAUUUUUCUGUUCAUGCCAUACAGAUGAAUGAAAAGGUCACUUCAAUCUUUGAGCAUGCCAUCAAUGUCUUCUCCCGCAAGGAUAAUGUAUCCGGUGACAGGGAUGAUGCAGAUUCUCUUUGGCAAGUAGAUAUGGACAUGAUGGAUGUUAUUGUCACUAGCCUCGUUGAAUAUCUUCAGCUUGAAGAUGCAUAUAAUAUCUUUAUCUUGAACCCAAAGCGUGAUACAAAAAGAAUGAAGUAUGGAUACCGGAGAGGUUUAUCCGAGUCAGAAAUAACUUUUCUGAAAGAGGAUAAAAGUUUACAAAAUAAAAAAAUUCAGUCAGGGAACCCUCCGGAAAAUAUUCUUGCUCUUAAUAAGAUUCGGAAGCCUUUGUAUGGAAAGCAUCCAAUGGCAAAGUUUGCAUGGACGACAACUGAAGACACUGAUACGGUAGAGUGGUAUAAUGUUUGCUUGGAUGCACUGAACAAUGUUGAGAAGUUGAACCAAGGAAAGGAAAUUGCUCAAAUCAUUCAGACCAAAGUUUUACAGUUGCUUAAUGGAAAGAAUGAAGAUAUGAAGCUUCUCCUGGAAAAGGAGCUAAAAUCUGAGGACUUUAGUGAUCACCAUGUAGAAUGUCUCACAGAUACAUGGAUUGGGGGGAACAGGUGGGCUUUUAUUGAUUUGACCGCUGGUCCUUUUACAUGGGGACCCGCUGUUGGUGGUGAAGGGGUGCGCACGGAACUAAGUUUACCAAAUGUGGAAAAGACCAUUGGUGCAGUAGAAGAAAUUUCAGAAGAUGAAGCUGAAGAUCGCUUGCAAGAAGCAAUUCAAGAAAAGUUUGCUGUGUUUGGUGAUAAAGAUCAUCAGGCAAUAGAUAUUCUUCUAGCGGAGAUUGACAUCUAUGAGCUUUUUGCUUUCAAACACUGCAAGGGAAGGAAAGUCAAACUUGCACUUUGUGAAGAGCUUGAUGAGAGAAUGCGGGAUUUGAAAAAUGAACUCCAGUCUUUUGAAGGUGAAGAAAAUGAAGAAAUCCAUAGGAAUAAAGCUAAAGAGGCACUAAAACGAAUGGAAAACUGGAAUUUGUUCAGUGAUACUUAUGAGGAUUUCCAAAAUUAUACAGUUGCCCGUGACACUUUUCUAGCUCAUCUUGGUGCAACAUUGUGGGGAUCUAUGAGACACAUAAUAUCUCCUUCAGUUUCUGAUGGUGCAUUCCAUUAUUAUGAGAAGAUAUCCUAUCAGCUAUUUUUCAUCACGCAAGAGAAAUUAAGACAUGACAAAUUGCCAGUAGAUCUGAAGGCUCUCAUGGAAGGGCUUUCCUCAUUGAAGCAACCUUUGCAAACAGUUAUGUUCAGUCAACACAGGUUAUCACUUUCGGAGGAUCCUGCUUUGGCAAUGGCCUUUUCUGUGGCACGGCGAGCAGCAGCUGUUCCUCUAUUGCUUGUUAAUGGAACGUAUAGAAAAACUGUCCGUUCUUAUCUUGAUUCCUCAAUUCUCCAGCAUCAGUUACAGAGGCUGAAUGAUCAUGGCUCUCUUAAAGGAUCACAUGCUGAUAGUCGGUCCACACUUGAAAUUCCAAUCUUUUGGUUCAUUCAUGGCGAUCCAUUGUUAAUUGACAAGCACUAUCAGGCAAAGGCCCUUUCUGACAUGGUUAUUGUUGUUCAAUCAGAGACAUCAUCAUGGGAGAGCCAUCUGCAGUGUAAUGGGAAAUCAGUUUUAUGGAAUUUAAGGAGGCCAAUAAAAGCUGCAUUGGCUGCUGUUUCUGAACACCUGGCUGGUUUGCUUCCCCUUCAUCUUGUCUACAGUGAAGCACAUGAAACUGCAAUUGAGGAUUGGAUAUGGUCUGUGGGUUGCAGUCCUUUCUCUGUUACUUCUCAAGGUUGGCAUUUGUCAAGGUUUCAGUUAGAUACAAUAGCUCGGAGCUAUAUCAUCACAACUCUUGAGGAGUCAAUAGAACUGGUUAAUUCAGCUAUUCAUCUUCUAGUCACAGAGCGUACAAGUAUCCUUAAAAAUAUAGUGGCACAUAAAUAACAAAGGAAAUGCUAAAUAAAAAUGUGCAUGCCAA